This is a messenger RNA of Carassius gibelio (silver crucian carp), 3828 nucleotides long. RefSeq names its product anoctamin-6. The record is from RefSeq and is a predicted model, not a curated record. The transcript has 20 exons. NCBI's taxonomy places the organism in Eukaryota, Metazoa, Chordata, Actinopteri, Cypriniformes, Cyprinidae. Bases 201 to 2948 code for a protein of 915 amino acids. Gene Ontology annotation, biological process: calcium activated phosphatidylcholine scrambling; chloride transmembrane transport; calcium activated phosphatidylserine scrambling. Gene Ontology annotation, molecular function: chloride channel activity; protein dimerization activity. Gene Ontology annotation, cellular component: plasma membrane.
ACCCCACCUACUCUCAGCAGCUCAGCAACUUCAGACCGCCAGGAGAAACUUCACGCACUUCUCUCUUUUCCACUCUGUGAUUUCUUUAAGGUGUAAUCUUGUGUUUCUGCCGCGCAUCUCUGCUGCAUAGACUCUCGUUAAUAUCUGCCACAUGCUGCAUUGAUUUCUGAAGAGUUUGGGAAGAGUUUACAGCCGCGGAGAUGAGUGAAGCAGAAGACAAUGACAUUCUUGAGCUGGACUCAGAAACAGAGGAAGACGUGGAGAUGACUGUUAUGACAGAUGUGGUUUAUUCUGAAGAGUUGCCAACAUACAAAUCUAUGCCUAAAGGUCAAGCUGUGCCAAAAGUGGAACGGGCUGAAUUCAACGGUAACCCGGAUUCACUAUUUUUCAACGAUGGAAAGAGAAGGAUUGACUUUGUUUUGGUCUAUGAGGACGAGUCUAAAAGUUUAUCUGAUAAAAAAGGCUCAGUUAUAAGGAGAAAACAAAGACGCAGAGAGUUUUUCGAAGGCAGCCUGAUGAAUAUGCAUGUGGAAUUGGAAGCGACAAAAUCCGUAGUGGAUGAGAAGCUCAUCUAUGUGAAAGUACACAUGCCUUUUGAGGUUUUGUGCACUUAUGCUGAAGUCAUGCACAUCAAACUGCCCAUCCAGCCCAAUGAUCUCGCCCCGCAAUCAUCUGUGUACAACUGCUUCACACGCCAUUUCUACCCCAGCGAGGACGUCAUCCCCAAGGAGCCCGACUUCUUCACAGCUCCUUUCCGAAAGGAUCAGCUGAAGUGUUUUUAUAUGAAGGACAAAGAGCAGUUCUUCACGCCGGCCUUGAGGAGCAGAAUGGCGUACUACAUCCUGAGCCGAGCGCCGUAUGACGUCAAAGGAAGUGUGAAGAAGUUUGGCUUGAAUAAGCUGCUGGAUGGAGGUGUGUAUAAGGCUGCGUAUCCAUUACAUGAUUGCAGGUUUAAUGUGAAAUCUAAAGAGCCCGAUUGUCCUAAUGAGAGAUAUCUGCUGUAUAAUGAGUGGGCUCAUCCCAAGAGCUUCUACAAGAUGCAGCCGCUGGACCUGAUCAGGAAGUAUUUCGGUGAGAAGAUCGGCAUAUAUUUUGCCUGGUUGGGUUUCUACACAGUCAUGUUGACUCUCGCUGCUACAGUCGGACUCGGUUGUUUCAUAUACGGAUACACAACCAGAGAGAGCAGCACAUGGAGCAAAGAGGUGUGUGACCCUGAGAUUGGUGGAGAAAUCAUCAUGUGUCCACAGUGUGAUCAAAUCUGUCCGUACUGGAGGCUGAACACCACUUGUGAGUCAUCUAAAAGACUGUGUAUAUUUGAUAACUAUGGGACGUUAGUGUUUGCCAUCUUCAUGUCUGUUUGGGUGACUCUGUUUCUGGAGUUCUGGAAGCGCUAUCAGGCCGAACUGGAGCACGACUGGGACACGGUGGAGUUUCUUCAGCAGGAGGAACAGCCUCGACCUGAAUACGAGGCCAAAUGCGUCUAUGAGAGAGAGAACCCUGUUACAAAGGAAACAGAGAAGGUGCCGUACACGGCCUGUGGCAAGUGCAUGAGAGUGUCGUGUGGCAUCGGCACUGUGUUAUUCUGGGUUCUGUUGAUCAUAGCGUCGGUGGUCGGCGUGAUCGUGUAUCGUCUGGCGAUGUUUAUCACUUUCUCUUCGAAGCUGCGCACUGAACUGAACAGAAAGGAGCUGGAGCCGUUCAAAGAGUACAUCACCCCUCAGAUGGCCACGUCCAUCACGGCCUCCAUCAUCAGCUUCAUCUUCAUCAUGAUUCUCAACUGCGUCUACGAGAGAGUGGCCAUCUGGAUCACAGACUUCGAGCUGCCACGGACUAAAACAGAGUACGAGAACAGCCUGACGCUGAAGAUGUUCCUCUUUCAGUUUGUGAACUACUACUCGUCCUGCUUCUACAUCGCUUUCUUCAAAGGGAAGGUGGUGGGAUAUCCGGGACAGCCCGUCUACUGGUUUGGUGCUUUCCGUAAUGAGGAGUGUGAUCCCGGCGGCUGCCUGACUGAACUGACCACACAGCUGUCAAUCAUCAUGACAGGAAAGGCCAUCUGGAACAACAUACAGGAAGUCCUUAUGCCGUGGAUGAAGAAUCUGAUAUUUCGUCACUGCACCCAGGUGGGUUCAGAAAAAGGGUUUCCUCGCUGGGAACAGGACUAUCAGCUCCAGCCAAUAGGAAAGCUCGGCCUGUUUUAUGAAUAUCUGGAGAUGGUGAUCCAGUUUGGAUUCGUGACUCUGUUUGUGGCGUCCUUCCCGUUGGCUCCUCUCCUGGCGCUGUUCAACAAUCUGUGUGAAAUCCGUGUGGACGCCUGGAAGUUCACGACUCAGUCUCGCCGGGUCGUUCCAGAAAAGGCCCAGGACAUCGGCGCCUGGCAGCCCAUCCUGCAGGGGGUGUCGAUUCUAGCCGUGGUCACAAAUGCUGCCAUCAUUGCCUUCACUUCUGACAUGAUCCCUCGCCUGGUUUAUUACUGGGCGUUUUCUGCCAGCCCUUAUUCAGAUGGAUCUGAACACACUAUGGUGGGCUACAUCAACAACUCCCUGUCUAUCUUCAACAUUUCAGACUUCAGUUCGACGAAGAAGCCGAAUGAGGACAUCACACCGUACUGGUUUAACAACAUCACCACAUGCCGGUAUCGUGAUUUCAGGUAUCCUCCGGGUCAUCCUAAACAAUAUGACUUCAGCAUUUAUUAUUGGCAUGUUAUUGCUGCCAAACUGGCUUUUAUGAUUGUGGUUGAGCACAUUGUUUAUUUCACCAAGUUCAUACUGGCCUACGUGAUCCCAGACGUGCCUGAAGCUCUGAAGGAGCAGAUCAAACGCGAGCGUUACCUGACGCAGGUCAUCCUGCACGAAACCAACAUCAAACAAUUCAAGGAGCUCAUGAAGCCCGUGGCUGACAAUCUACAGAACGAGAUUGAGGACCCAGAGUUAGAACUGAAACUGUGAAGCCUUAAAAGGCCAGCUCAUGUCAAACCUGAAACUGUUACCGUCUUUCACCUUAAUCCAUGAACCACACCCCAUCCCAGACUCCAAUUCAGGCUUAAACCUCAAACAAACACAACCAGGAAUGUUUGCAUAGUCAUUUUAAAUUUAGCUGACAUAAUAUAUAAAGUGAUCACUGUACUGGUAUCUGUAUCUAAAUGAAGUGCUUUAAUUAUGACAGAUAAAACAGGUGAAGGAUCUUCAACCACUAAGUUUAAUAUUUUCAGAAAUUGCUCAUUAUGGAUGAGAAACAUCAUUUUAAUUUUCAGUUUGUUGCGAAUAGCCACUUAAGUGUAUUGUUACAUAUAAUAUUGGCACGUUAUAUAUUAUAAAAACCAGAUAUGUGAUCUUUAACCACUUUAUAUUGAACUAAUAAAACAAAGAAAAUAUAUAUAUUUUUAUUUGAAGUAUUAUGCUGACACAUCAAGUUCAAUAUGGAGAUUUCAUAAAGUAAAAUAAACGGAGAAUUUAAUGCCUUUUACAAUACACCUAUACUAACAAAAAAAAAUGUAAUAUCAUGUUUUUUGGACAUUUACCAUGGUAUCUGGAGUGCCUUAUGAAUAUGGUGUUUAUAAUUAAGGUGUAUUGUAAUGUGGUAUUAAGUUUGAUAGCAUUAUUUUACCAUUGUACUUUCACACAUGAUUUUGUGAGCAUAAUAUGCUAUGAAUUAAGCAUUUUAAUAUUAUUUUAGCCCAGCUAACAUUUCAAUCGUGCUCUGUAUGUUUGUGAAUAUUACCAUAUUUAGUUUGUUACCAAUUUGUAAAAUAUGAUGUUUACAUGAAUAUAUAAACGUUUGCAUACAUUGACCACUUUUAUAUAAAUAAAAAAUAAAUGAUUGAUGAUG